GUGACAUUGACAAUUUGCCAAUGUUGUUUGACGAAUAUACUGUGAAUGUACGAUGUCGGAGAAUAAACGGAAUCGAAAAUCCAAUCAAAAUAAGGAGCCGAAGCGUCCAAUUAUUUUGGCGAAAAAAAGUGAAGAAAAAUCAUCGGCGACAUCGGAUAAACCGCGAAUUUUACUCAAACCAAAAGAUACAUCAGAUCAAAGGCACAACAAUGUUACAUCUACCACACAAAUUAGCAUUGCAUCGCGACCGAUUGAAUCUGGUUCGUGCAAUAUUGAAUCAAGUAAAUCAAGAUUACAGUCGGGACUGACACCUGCAUCAUCAUCAUCAUCAUCGUCAACACCAACAACAGCUAAAGACAGCAAAGAAUCAUCAAAUACAAAUGAGAAUGCGACCACUGAAACCAAAUUGCCAUCGAUGAAAAAGCCAUUUUUAAUCAUUUCCGAUCAUUAUCAAAUUCAGAGUCAUGCACAAGAUUUUCUCAUCGAAACGAAUUCGGACUUUGUUGUAGUUGGUGUGAUUGGAACGCAAGGAAGUGGAAAAUCAUUUUGUUUAAAUUUACUGAACGAUGAUGAGGCAAACUAUGAUGACAUUGCACACGUGAAUCGAUUGAUAAAAGGCGAAACCGGCAUAUUUCGAAUGCGAAAUCAAAUGAAAGAAAUGCUAUCCAAUUUAAUUUGUACCGAAGGCAUUCAAAUGUAUGUAACAAAACAUCGUACAAUUCUGCUCGAUUGCAGCGCAGUACUGUGCAAUCCAUACAAAAAAGAAGCCAUUUUCAACGAACUGGACGAUUUGAAAAUGCUUAUUUUCCUAUUGAAUGUAUGCAAUACGGUUGUGGUUGUCGAAGACUGUGGUUUCAAUUUACAUUUAAUGCGUUUACUAGCGAUGGCGGAAAGUAUGAAAAUUGACGUUUAUGAAAAUGUUAACGAUUUGCAUGAACGACGAAAACAUUCGCCAAAUAUAAUUUUGUUCAAGAAUAAAUGUCAAAACCAUGAUUUUCUUGUUGAAAAUAAAUUGAGAACGAACAAUUUGUAUCGCACAUUUUUCCAGUACAGCGGCUUGAAAACCAUUCCAUCGAUUCGAAGCCAAGAGAAAAAGUCCAACAACGAAGAUGAUGACAUGGAUGUAUUUUAUUUUCCGUGGAUUGAAUUGAAUGAGAAAAACCACUAUCAAGCACAUCCUGACCUAGAUAUUGUUAUAGCUGCGUUUCGUGAGCGUGUUUUCAUGACACCAGGGACACCGUUCACCGUUUCAAAUCAACAAGCAACUGUAUUCACUGAGAAACAUUGGUUUCAUUUGGCGUUAGCCGUCUGGGAAUCGUAUAAAACAAGCUAUUUUCUGCGAAAAUUCGAGUCACUCAAAGAAAAAGAAUGGGCUUUAAGAGUUUAAAUUAAUCGUUUUUUCUAGGGGGGAGACAAAAAAGAAUAAAUUCCGAAUCCACUAUAUAAUUUACUAAUCCAGCUAUUCGAAAAACACAAAUGUGAAAUCGAAACUAUUUUUCCUAUUCCAUGCACUG
Molecule: messenger RNA, 1514 nt
Organism: Contarinia nasturtii (swede midge)
Lineage: Eukaryota; Metazoa; Arthropoda; Insecta; Diptera; Cecidomyiidae
Product: protein SMG9
Exons: 3
Coding region: 53-1387 (444 amino acids)
Biological process (GO): nuclear-transcribed mRNA catabolic process, nonsense-mediated decay
Source: RefSeq, a predicted model, not a curated record